AUGGCGGGAAAGAGGAAGGCGCCUCCUGCUAAGGACGCAGCGCCCACCAAGAAAGCAAAGGCAACUACCAAUGGCUCGACUUCGAAGGAUACCGCAUCGAACGGCCCGGCCGAGGAGUUCACGAUCCAGAUUGUCGCCGGUUCAUAUGACCGAGUGCUCCAUGGGAUCACCGCCACGGUCAAACCCGAGGGCACUGUCGAUUUCGCCGAUACCUUCCUCUUCAAUGCGCACACCUCGGCAGUACGCGCCGUCGCUGUGUCGCCCCCUUCAGCUCCUGUCCCCGGCCAAGGCCAAAAGGUCUUCUUGGCAUCUGGAAGCACCGACGAAAGAAUCAACCUGUACAAUCUGUCCGCGCAUCCUCCGAGCCGCAAGAACCAAGAACUUCUCUCUUCCGUCGCUCCCCGCCCGAUCCUCGAAAACCCCAAGAACCGCGAGCUGGGCACAUUACUUCACCAUUCAUCAAGCAUCACCAAGCUUGACUUUCCUACACGGUCUAAGCUCUUGUCUUCGAGCGAAGAUUCCACAAUCGCCAUUACCAGGACAAGAGAUUGGAACGUCCUUUCGACAAUCAAGGCGCCGAAGCCCGUGGCUCAAGGCAGACCUACCGGCGACACGGCCCCCUUCGGCGGAACGCCGUCCGGCGUCAACGACUUUGCUGUCUACCCGAAUAUGAAGCUGAUGGUUAGUGUCAGCAAAGGCGAGAAAAAAUUACGACUGUGGAACCUGAUGACUGGCAAGAAGUCCAGCCCUCUCAAAUUCCCAUCAGACUUAUUAAGGGAGGCUGGAGAGGGCAAGUAUUCAACUGGCGAGGGUCACAAGAUUGUUUGGGGGCCGUGGGACGAUACAGAUGAGUUUGCCAUCAGUUUCGAUCGCAACGUCGCGGUGUUCGGCAUGGACGGUGUACCAAAAUGUGUGGUUAUGCCCGACACUCGGACUAAGAUCCACGAUGUUUCUUACAUCGGCAUUGAGGGCGAGACGAAACAGAGCGUGUUGGCGGUGUCGACCGAGGAUGGACGGGUAGUCUUCUUCUCUACGCAAACGGAUGACCUGAACGACAUUGAGAAAGACAAGAAGUACCCUACGGCAAAACUGAUGGGCCAAGUUGGUGGCAAGGACGCCGGUGUCUCUGGCCGCAUCAAAAGCAUGGUUCUUCUUCAAUCCAAGCAAGACUCGACCGCCGUGUAUGUGGCCGGAGGCAGCAGCGAUGGCAAGGUGCGACUAUGGAGGAUUGGCAAGAAAGAACUGGUUUCAGGAGGGGGCAAGCAAAUGGGAACGCUGCUGGGAACGUACGACACGCAAAAUCGCAUCACCUGUAUGACGGCUUUUGGUAUGAUACCCCGGCCGGAGGGAGUGGAGGACAGCGAGGACGAGGUUGAGGAGUCGGACGAUGAUUCUGAGGAUGAAGAUGACGAGUGA
Colletotrichum karsti is the source of this 1416-nucleotide messenger RNA. RefSeq lists its product as uncharacterized. NCBI's taxonomy places the organism in Eukaryota, Fungi, Ascomycota, Sordariomycetes, Glomerellales, Glomerellaceae. Gene Ontology annotation, molecular function: protein binding. The record is from RefSeq and is a predicted model, not a curated record. The transcript has a single exon. The coding region runs from base 1 to 1416 and encodes 471 amino acids.